Molecule: messenger RNA, 1663 nt
Organism: Dromiciops gliroides (monito del monte)
Lineage: Eukaryota; Metazoa; Chordata; Mammalia; Microbiotheria; Microbiotheriidae
Gene: MGAT4D
Product: MGAT4 family member D
Exons: 15
Coding region: 1-1602 (533 amino acids)
Biological process (GO): protein N-linked glycosylation
Cellular component (GO): endoplasmic reticulum-Golgi intermediate compartment; endoplasmic reticulum; Golgi stack
Molecular function (GO): acetylglucosaminyltransferase activity
Source: RefSeq, a predicted model, not a curated record
AUGAGGUUCAAGCGAGGGAGUCUGGUCGCCCUGCUAACGCUGGGCGCCUUCCUCUCCCUUUUCUGGCUCAGCGACGAAUGGGGGCGUCGGAGAGGAAAUGAUGCCGAAACUUAUAAAAACCAGAUUUUGAAGUUUCAGGAAAGACUGCUAUUUUUACAAAAAGAAAGUAAAGAAAGAUCUCUGCAGUUGCUGAAUGCCUUGAAUAAGAUCAAAUGUACCACUUCAGAAAGAACAGUUCCUGCCACAGAACUUGAAGAUGAUACGAAUUUGAAAACCCUUGGAUUUUCCAGCUUAGACUUCAUGAAGCUCAGCAGCCUUUAUUACCAUUUGCCUCAUCUAAGGGCUCAUGAAAACAAUAUUUAUCCAAAUAUAAUCUUUGGGAAAAACAGAACAGGAGUGUCUGUGGUGAUGGGUAUUCCCACCAUCAAAAGAGAAAAGCAAAAUUAUCUGAUACAAACGCUGAAUUCUCUAUUCUUCCAAAUGUCCACAUUAGAAGAGGAGGACUGUCUUGUGAUCAUCUUUGUGGCUGAGGUUGAUGAAGCUUAUAUUAACGAUCUUGCAAAAAUUGUCAAAGAUAACUUCCUCCAAAAAGUGAAUUCUGGAGUCUUAGAGAUGAUUUCACCACCAGCCUUUUAUUAUCCAUCCUUUUCAGACAUCAAGUUAACACUUGGGGACUCAGAAGAAAGAGUGAGGUGGAGGACUAAACAAAACCUGGAUUACAGCUUCAUGAUGCUAUAUGCCCAAGAUAAGGGCAAGUUUUACCUGCAGCUAGAAGAUGAUAUCAUAGCCAAACCAAAGUACUUUACGGCCGUUAAGCAUUUUGCACUUAGUCAAACCUCUGAUUGGCUUGUGCUUGAAUUUUCAAAGCUUGGGUUUAUUGGAAAGCUGUUUAAAACCAAUGACUUACCUUUGAUAGUGCAAUUUUUAAUAAUGUUCUACAAAGAUAAACCCAUAGAUUGGCUUUUGGAUCAUUUAUUCUAUGUGAAAAUAUGUCAUCCAGAAAAAGAUAACCGUGACUGCGAGAAGCAAAAACAGAAACUACGCAUUCCACAUAAACCUUCUCUCUUUCAACACAUGGGAAAGUAUUCAUCAUUGCCUGGAAAAAUACAGAACUUGAAAGAUGCUGAUUUUGAAAGAUUCGUAUUAAAUCCAUUCCAUUCCAAUCCAUCGGCGAGCCUGAGUACUUCUUUAAAAGCCCAUGAUACGUAUUCUUUGGAAAAGGCUUAUCUAAAAACAGGGUUUUUCUGGGCUAUCUCUCCAAAAGCUGGGGACUAUAUCCUCAUAGAGUUUCAUAAUCCAUUGAACAUAAAGGAGUAUGGUUUUGCAAGUGGAAAUUUUCAACAUCCUGGAGAUAAGCUGUUCAAUACCAUUGUAGAAAUCUUACCUGAACAAGAAACAGAUUUUUUGUCAAAUUUUUUAAGAAAUGGAAGUGACUACCAAGCAACCAACAAUGGGUUUUUUAAAAUAGAUACAUUUGAAGAUGGAAUAGCACAAGGCACCAUUGAUCCUGCCAUAGGAAAAAUCAAGGCUUUUCGUUUAACCGUGCUGUUGGAUUCACCUGUGUGGGCUAUACUGGGCGAGAUAUUUAUCAAGGCCGCUUGAAAUUAAAACCAUAAGGAGACAUAUUUCAGAAAUCUUUCUGAUAGACUACCUUGAAAAUCAG